CCUUCUCAAAUGGUGUGGGAGAACCUGGCGCGGUUCUGUUUGCUCAUUGGUGGGCUGAUGCCUCUGGGACACUGUGCCGCUUUGAAGGGUGAAGGAAAACCCGACUCAGCGGAUGUUUUAAAUGUUAAUACACAGGGAAGAUUGUUGGUGGGUAAAGGUGGCGGUGAGAAGCCAGAAGCCAAAAUGGUGUGGGCCGGGAAGCUCAUCAUUGGGUUAAACGGCAGUGCUCCUGAGGACUUCAGCGAUAUUCCUGAGAGUCUAAAAUAUGGCAGUGGAUCUCUCAAUGACUCUGAUUAUCAGUCUGACCAGGCUGACUGGAGUGAGCUGCAGUACCUCCAGGGAUCGGUCUACAGCUUUGGUGGUUCUAAAUCCCCAGCAGUGCAGCAGCUGCUUGGAGUGAGGCCAAAGGUGGACUGCGAUGAAGAUGCUAUGAAGCUGAAAGUUAAUGGAGGAGUCUCUGCCUUUCGUUUUAGUUUGCUUAUUGACCGAGGCAGUGUUCCACCACUUCCAUUAUCAAGAAUUCCUACAGAGUGUGGCAUUCAUAUACAGGCGACUUGGAGGGGCUUGGUCCUCACUGUACCAUAUGAUGGAUGUUAUGUGGCACAAGAGAGGGAUGCAUACAUUCUCCCACUACGACUGUGGGGGUUGCCAGCUAGAAUGUCUUGUCCCUUGUUGAAUCCGGCUCAAAGUCCUCCCUCUGUCUCCUGUUAUCCUAAUGGCAUGAUUGUGAAGACUCAAAACAUUGCCCCUGUUGAGGAUCUGUGGGUGAAAGUUGAGAAUGAGUGGCAGCCACUGCUGAAGGCGUCACCCAAAUGUGGCUAUAGCAUAGUGUCCCAUCCAGAUGGAGUGGUUGUUUCUGCCCCAUAUAAGCCCUGCAUGGAAGCAAAGGAUGGACUGUAUUCUCUUCGCAUGGCUGCUAGAAAUGAAUUCAAGCUCUUCUGUCCCUCCCUUGUGCCUAGUUUACCCCUAAAUCUGUCCAGUCUAGUUCCCCCAAAUCCGAGUGGCAGUGCUGACACCAGUGGCAGCGCUGACACCAGUGCCCCUAUCGAGCGAACAUCAAUUGAUAGGCCUGCUGUCUUCCCUACAUCUGUCCCUCCUGAAUCAUUUGAUGCAUCUAGCAUCUUGGGGGCAACAGAUUCUCGUCAGGCUGCUCCACAAAUGCGUCCUGGAUCUGUUUUUGGCCAGGCACCUCAGUGGCGUUAUCCACCUCAGUACCCACAGAGGCCUGCUGUUGUCCCUACAGCUGCCCCUCCUGAGUCAUUUGACAUGUCCAGCAUCUUGGGGGCAACAGAUUCUCGUCAGGCUACUCCACAAAGGCGUCCUGGAUCUGUGUUUAGCCAAGGACCUCAGUGGCAUUAUCCGCCUCAACGGCCACAGAGCCCUGCUCUUUCUCCUACAGCUGCCCCUCCUGAGUCAUUUGACAUGUCCAGCAUCUUGGGGGCUACAGGUUCUCGUCAGGCUGCUCCACAAAUUCGUCCUGGAUUUGUUUUUGGCGAGGGACCUCAGUGGCGUUAUCCACCUCAGUACCCACAGAGGCCUGCUGUUGUACCUGCAGCUGCCCCUCCGGAGUCAUUUGAUAUGUCCAGCAUCUUGGGGGCUACAGGUUCUCGUCAGGCUGCUCCACAAAUUCGUCCUGGAUUUGUUUUUGGCGAGGGACCUCAGUGGCGUUAUCCACCUCAGUACCCACAGAGGCCUGCUGUUGUCCCUACAGCUGCCCCUCCUGAGUUAUUUGACAUGUCCAGCAUCUUGGGGGCAACAGAUUCUCGUCAGGCUGCUCCACAAAUUCGUCCUGGAUCUGUUUUUGGCGAGGGACCUCAGUGGCGUUAUCCACCUCAGUACCCACAGAGGCCUGCUGUUGUCCCUACAGCUGCCCCUCCUGAGUCAUUUGACAUGUCCAGCAUCUUGGGGGCAACAGAUUCUCGGGCCUCAGUGGAAUUAUCCACCCCAGUACCCCCAGAGGCCUGCUCUUUUCCCCACACCUGCACCUUCUAA
Colossoma macropomum (tambaqui) is the source of this 1992-nucleotide messenger RNA. RefSeq lists its product as uncharacterized. The transcript is spliced from 8 exons. The coding region runs from base 10 to 1992 and encodes 660 amino acids. The record is from RefSeq and is a predicted model, not a curated record. NCBI's taxonomy places the organism in Eukaryota, Metazoa, Chordata, Actinopteri, Characiformes, Serrasalmidae.